AUGGAUAUGGAUAUGGAUGUUUCCCUUUCCCUUGUUAUGCACAUAUCAUAUCGGAAAGCGUCGAUCACAAAAAAGAAAGUAAAUAUAGUCAGUCAUUUUAGAUCCCUCAAUAUGUUGGUGCAAGAAACAGAGUUAGGAGAUGUUGAAAUUUGGAAUCGUGUUAAACGGGAGGGUAUGACUAGUGGGUUGGAGUUUUCUGGAGUUAUAAAUGAAAGGCGAGAGAUAAUUAAGGUGGACAAAGGUGACAAAAUAGAGGUCAUAGUCCGGACCCCUUUGAUUCAUUCCAACAAGCCAUCCAUCUCCCUUGGCUUGGCAUAUGUUAGUUGCUCAAAUGAGCCGGUUCAUGAGUCAUUAUGGGCCAACUAUGGACCCACUUGGCCAGUCGGCAAUAUUGCUGGCCUUAUCGAACCCAAACAUAUCUUCCAACCUGAAGAAUCUCUCUGCAACUUCUAUCAGGUCACCUUUUUACAGUCCAUGUACGCUUGAAGAAGGUUAGUAUAGUGAGGGUGGGAAAUGAUCUUAGCUUUAAGAGAUUUAUCUUCGUUAUGAAAGCUCAUCACAGAAGGGUAAUUACAAAAUUUCUGGGUACCUCCACUUUCGAUAGUACUGCCUCCUCCUCUCCCAUACAAAGAAGUAUUGGUGGUAUCUGGGGAAAGAACCGAUCCUCCACCCGACCCGUAUAAGAGAGUAGUAGUCUAGUAGAUGGUGUGCCCAUAUUAUUGCUGCUAUUGUUCUCUCUCAUUUGGCCCAUGUAAUCUUCCAUCACUCUUGCUCAAGAAAAACCCUAUAGAACAAGAGCUCGGGAGAGAAAGAAAGGAUCGAUGAAGCAGAAAACGAAAAACCCUAAUCAAAUUGUAAAUUGAAGAAGGAGAAUUAUUGUUCUUUUGUUGAUGUUUGAUGAAAGUUGAAAUCAAAUAACUUAAGAGUGAAUCUUAAAACCCACAGAAGACAGAUGUUUUAUUCUCUUUGUAUCAUACAAGGAGAGCAGUACAAGUGAGGGAAGACCAACCUUGUUGAUAAGGAGAGAGAGAGGGGCC
This is a messenger RNA of Lactuca virosa, 1037 nucleotides long. NCBI's taxonomy places the organism in Eukaryota, Viridiplantae, Streptophyta, Magnoliopsida, Asterales, Asteraceae. The record is from the annotation of a GenBank genome assembly.